Messenger RNA from Mucor velutinosus, 2439 nucleotides. RefSeq names its product RNA-splicing factor (gene CWC24). The record is from RefSeq and is a predicted model, not a curated record. The coding region runs from base 1 to 2439 and encodes 812 amino acids. The transcript has 7 exons. Lineage: Eukaryota; Fungi; Mucoromycota; Mucoromycetes; Mucorales; Mucoraceae.
AUGAAUGUUCAAGGCGAUCGAAUUCCCAAGGUAAUCCCUAUUGAUGUCACGGAUGAUGAGUUUGGUGAUGAUGAAGAGGAAGAUCAAUAUGUCAAAUAUUCAGCGGCAGACAGGAGGAACAGUAACAUCCUGCAGAGAAUAGUAAGAGCUGUGAAUCAGCUCUCCUUUAGCUCUCGUUCCGGAAGCCCCUCAGUAUCGUCCAUGGCAUCCAACUCGGAUGAUAAUGCACUGUUUGAAAGCGAGCAAGAGCAAGAAGAAGAGGAGGAGGCAGAGAUGGAGGUGGAUCGGCAAGUUGAACAGCCGGCCAAGGCAGAGGAAGAACAAGCUGCAGUAGUCAUCGCACCCUUGCCAUCACCACACGAUACUCUAGACGACACCCACCAAAGAACAGACUCGAUGAAAUUGGAUGCCACAGAGGAGCUAGUAGCACUGCCAUCAGAGCAUGUCAAUGACUAUAUUGAAAAGCUGUUGGAGACAUGUGUAUCGCUCAUUAAGACGACCAAGAAGAGCCAGGCCAACAAGGACGCUGAUAGCUGGGCUAUCAAGCACGGCUGCGCAUUCUACAUGGGCAAUCAAUUCCACUGUUAUUACAAACAAGGACAGGGCUGCAAAGCGUCUUUCGACACCAACGAUCAAUUAGCAGAGCAUUUGAGCUCUAUUCAUAAUGUAUCCCGAAACACGAUUUCAAGGUCUGUUCAGCAGAUGGCCCAAGACAAGAAAUUAGCACAUUGGAUUAUUGCUGCCAAACUGCCCAUGAGUAUCAUCGUUGAUGGCCAGUUUAAUCUUUUCCUGGGCACCUUGCGUAGUAACAAUCAGGAAAACAGAGGUGGCUACUCAGUAUCGUAUACUAGACUGGAGAAAGUAAUCAAGGCUGAGUAUGAGGUCAUUUCCUCCGAGCUAUCUGAACGCUUAAGGACCAUGGAGCACAUAUCCGUGGUAGUCAGCCAAUGGGAAAGACCUGGACAUUCAGGUAUCUUGCUUUUCUCUGUGUUUUUCAUGGAUCAAGAAUGGAACAAGAAGAGCUACCUUAUUGCAGCUGAACCUUUGCAGCAUGACAGUCGUAGCACUAUUUUACAAAAGAUGGGCAUUGUCUUUUUGGAUCUGGAUAUAAUCGACAGGGUUUAUUCCAUUACUUGCCAAGGUAUCCGACACCUCAAUCCAUCCACCUUGCUCACAUUUAUGCAAAAGAUCAAUGGAGCAAGAAGAAUGAAGUUGACCAAGGACAGAAUAUACACAACCAUGCUGGAUCAAGUGGUGAUGGAGAUGCGCAUCGAGCUCUUGUCGUCGCUCAGAUUUGACUGUGAGCCCUUAAAAACAGUCAUUGAUGAAAUGGAAAAGUGCAACUGCAAUAUAUUUUUUAAAGAAAUGCAGCCUUAUUCUAUCAAGCUCAUGCGAGCUCAUCUUGACAAGAAGAAGAGCCACCACAUGGAUUGCCGCAUGAGAUUAUGCGGUAUUUGCGAUACAGAUGACGAAUGCAUGGCCCAAAUCAUCAAAAUGGAUCAUGAGCUUGCUUUUAUAUACGAUUGGCUCUAUGAGGCUGCGGAAAAGAACAUAACUAUUGCCAACAAAGCCUAUGUUAUUUGCUGCGAAUUGGGUAAAUCCAUCAAGACAUUAGCUGAACUGAGAAACUCUCGACGGGUUGUAGCCAAGACAUCCACAUCCAAAAACUAUGAAAUUGCUGAAGCUGUCAAGAAGGCCGAUUAUAUGAAGAAGUCACUGGAAUCCAUGCACAAACUGUUGAGUGCGUACCGUACACAGAUUGAAAAUGGGCGUGGCCAUGUAGAGGCAUUUGUGUACGAUUCCUACGCUUACGAUGAUACAUACUUCAAAUUGCAGCACAAGACACCCGCCCUCUUGAAGCAACUCAGGGAUAUCAAUCUGCUGCUCGAGGACAUUGCUGAACAAGAUUCAAAGCGCUAUAGAGUCAAUGAUAUUACAGAAUUAUUGAAAAUCAACACGGAAGAAAGACAACAAUUCGAAGACCCUGAUGUGGCAACAAGCAGCAGUUGCAAUAUCAUCAAUGGCAAGCGACGUCGAGCCAACAAGUCCACUAUAAUCCAGGAACCCCCGUCAGUCCAACUGUUCUCUGAUCAAAUACAAUUGCUCCAGCAAAAACAGAUAGCUUAUUUCAAAAAAUACCCAGACACAAAGAUUAGAGAUCAACCUCAUAUCAUGACUAUUUUAAGUGAACAAGCAAUUGGUGGCCAAAUUAACUUUUGGAGGCAAGAAAGUGAUGAAAGGUUGUCUGUACUUAUGGAACACACCAAAAAGUCGUUUGCCAUUCCCACUACUGCACAAGAAUGCAUCAACUCUGUCGAUCAGUUCAAGCAGAUGUAUUUGCAGUUGGCGAAUCAAGAACAAGAUGUCAAUGUUGAUUUCAUAUGUAAACGCGCACUCCUUUCUUGUUGGAGCCAGGAUUUUACCUUGUUUAAAGACUGA